Messenger RNA from Asparagus officinalis (garden asparagus), 2755 nucleotides. RefSeq lists its product as uncharacterized. The record is from RefSeq and is a predicted model, not a curated record. Gene Ontology annotation, molecular function: S-adenosyl-L-methionine transmembrane transporter activity. Gene Ontology annotation, biological process: transmembrane transport. Lineage: Eukaryota; Viridiplantae; Streptophyta; Magnoliopsida; Asparagales; Asparagaceae. Gene Ontology annotation, cellular component: mitochondrial inner membrane.
AAUCUCCCUAUAAAAGGAGGAGCAAGCAAAUGGGGAGCUCGAAAAGGAGCAAAUUUGAAGUUGAGAAUCGUUCUCGGUUCUUCAGUGAUUCUUGCCCUUUUCCACAUUGGGAUCACUCUCCUCUGUAUUUGGUUUACUUGUCUGCUUGCCCAUUUGGUGUUUGAUGUUUUGCCCAAGUGAACAAACGCUUUCAGAUUGUGCAUCCGUGGCUGUCAAGGAUAGUUCUCUUUGAAGGUUUAUAAAAAAUGGCAUCCCAACGCCGGCCUUCAAAGAAUUCUAAAUCUUCAAUUAGAUAUUGGUGGAUUCCUCUGGAUGCCCAGUCCUUUAAACCAGAUACUGCCUUCGCUAAUGAGGAUGUUCAUCUACAGUCCAAGUCUCAUGCAAAAGGCUGUAAACAACCGGAAACCAAAUACUCUAGCACUAAGGUAAGUACUUUGCAGUUUGUAUCGGCAAUUGCAAGUGUGUGGGACUGCAUUGGUCAACCAGCGGUCUUUCAGACCAAAUCAAGCUUGAAAUAUAGUGAAAUUUUCCCAAAAGGGAAUAUUGUCUGCUGUUCGGACAGUUCAACUCACAGAGUGACUUCUGUUGAUGGGGGAAGAAAUCAAAAUGAUCUUUCUUCUAAAAGCUGUUUCUCAUCCUCUGCAAAAUCAAACUUUGAGGAUUUGAAAGCAAUUAAGAGGAUGUUAUGUUUUGCUUCAUGCAAUAGAAACCUCAAUAAUCUAACCGUCUUGAGUGGUUCUCUUUCAAGUGUAGAUUCCUCUAGACUUAAUAAGGUGACGAGUACGGGGAUCUCUGAUGAUCCCACUCAUGAAUAUGGAAGCAUAAUUACAAAACCACGUCUUGGUCUAAAUGAUCGGGGUAAGCUCACAAGAAAUGUAUGUCAUGAAACAGAAGAAAGCCACAUCACUGAAAAGAAGAUUUCUUUAGCUGCUUCUACUCUCAGUACUGAGAAUAAUUCAGCAAAGGAAGCUGAAGAAUCCUCUAAUGGCCAAAAUGUGAACUCGGUGGAUAAUGUGUUCCACCCCACAAAUUCUCUUUAUACUACAUAUUUACUUCAAUCUCCACCUGUUGCAAACACAAACGAGACAAUAGUCAUUUCAACAAGUCCAUGUUUUAGUAUCCCCUCCAGCUCCAGUUGUGUUGCUGUUGAAUCUUUAGGAGAACAUUCCACCUGCAAGGAUCAAGCUAGUAAUGAAAAACAUAAAAGCUUAGUUGGUGAAGUUGUCCUUGAUGAAGACUGUUCUACAAGAAAUGGUUUAUCUAUACAAUAUAAGCUCCAACAUGUCUUUGCCAAGAAUAAGCAUGCCCUGGCAGGAGCAUUGGCUGGAACCUUAGUUAGUCUUUGCUUAUUUCCUAUGGAUACAGUUAAGACUGUUAUUCAAGCUCAGGGCACAGGUCAGAAGUCAUCAUGUGAUAUUCUCAGAACAAUCAUAUCUGAGAGAGGUGUGUUGGGACUGUAUCGUGGUAUUGCUAGCAACAUUGCUUCUGCAGCACCAAUUUCUGCAAUUUAUACCUACACAUACGAAUCGGUCAAGGGUGUUUUAGUACCUAGUCUACCCAAGGAGUAUCACUCUGUUGCACAUUGUAUAGCAGGUGGUUGUUCCAGUAUCGCAACUUCCUUUAUUUUUACACCCAGUGAGCGGAUUAAACAACAGAUGCAAGUGGGAUCUCAGUAUAAAAAUUGUUGGAAUGCUUUGAUUGGAUGCCUUGAAGGCGGUGUACCUUCAUUAUAUGCUGGCUUGGGCGCUGUCCUUUGCAGAAAUAUCCCACACUCUGUUAUUAAGUUCUACACCUAUGAAAGUCUGAAGCAGUUAUUUUUGACUUCAUCAAAACCCAAUGCUAGUCUCAGCACCUUGCAAACGUUAGUAUGUGGGGGCCUUGCUGGAUCUACUGCUGCUCUAUUUACGACUCCUUUUGAUGUGGUGAAGACAAGAUUACAGACACAGGUUCCAGGCUCUCUUGUAAAAUAUGAUGGGGUUCUUCAUGCUCUUCAAGAAAUUGCCAGGGAAGAAGGUUUGCAAGGACUUUACAGAGGCUUAACUCCGAGAUUGGCCAUAUACAUUUCUCAAGGUGCUAUCUUCUUUGCAUCGUAUGAGUUUCUUAAAGCUAUUUUUUCUCUAGAAACUCCACAAGCACCUUCUCAAGUCAUUGUGAACAAAGAGAGUGCUAAUUCUGCACCAUCAAGAUUGCAGCUGACUUCCUAACAGAAGCUUAGCUAUUGUACUACUAUAUUCUUCAAGGAUACAGUGAAAUGUUUGAGGCAUUAAAGACCUGAAUGUUCUUCAGCCAUCAAGUGACAUCAUUUGGUUCGAGACGUGAGGUUCUCCAUUUUCUAUGAUCCGUACUCAAACCAAAUUCUUUCGUGCAGUUGCUCUUCUUUCCUAUUGUUUUCGAAUCAUGUUAUGAAGUAAACGAGUAGGAAAUGUUAUAGGAUCAACUGCAUCACACACACAGCGGCAUUUCAAAGACAAUCCUGAAGAUGCUCACAUUUCCAUUGUGUUCCUCAAGAUGGUUAUUGAAAUAUCAGUGCGUGGAGAUUUCGACAUUUUUCAUCCACAAAGUUUGUUAGUGUUUCCAAUGAUUUCUUUUUGAAGCUAUCUUGAUAAUGCUCAUCGUAAAAGAGCAGAUUUGUAUUAUCGUACAAUAAUAGUUUUCACUCAUCCUCUACGUAUCCUGUAAGCUUGUAGAUGUAUCUUUUAUUUCAAGAUUAAGUGCUCAUAAGUUGAAAUAUACAUACCUGCAUCAUGCCUUCCAA